GGGAUGGGGGGGAUCUACGUGGAUAUAUCUCUCGAUCCGAGGACCGGUACCGUAAACGAAGUGAAGUGAAGUCAAGCUCAGCUCAUGUCUUCCUCUACGACAUCGAAGUCAUAGCUCGGUCGAGUCUGAAACUAAACAAGCACCCACAGCAGGAGAAAGUCGCAGUCCAUGGCCUUCGCCUCCUCUCAGCUCAGCUUCCUCUCCGGAACCCCACUCUCCCCCCCUCCCAAGCGUAACAUGAAGCCACUGGUGUCGCGCAGCUGCUCCAUGGACAAGGACGCAUUAAGUGAGAAAGGUGAGGUGAAGUUGGCCAAACUGGCGAUGGUGGCGUUAGCAGCAGGGACGCUGACGCUGGGAUCCGUCGAAUCGGCGGUGGCCGCAAAGUCCGGCGGCAGAAUUGGCGGCCAGGCCUUCCGAUCGGCGGCUCCCAGGGUGUCCGGCCCUCGGAUUAACAAUUCAAGGACAAACAUCUACGUCAAUCCCCCGGUAGCACCACCUCUUAUCGGUGGCUAUGGAUAUGCUGUGUCGUACUAUGGUGGAUGGGGAUGGUCACCCUUCAUGUUCUUCGCACCAGGGCCUAGCAUCGCGGUAGGUGUUGGUGGUGGUUUCGAAGUAUUGAUUGUGUUUCUAGUGUUUGGUGCCGUCACAGCAGUCAUCAGAGGACUUUUGGGAAGGAGGGACUAUGAAGAAGAUGAUUAAUGAUGGUUGUCUCAAGUGCUACAACUAAAAGUAGUCGUCAUAAAAAGGAGAAAAAACUCGUCUUUGAACCUGUGAGCAUAAUUUUGUAAAUGGAUUGUUGUAUUAUAGGAGAUUUAAGUAGUGUUUCUAUGGAUGCCUUCAUGUAAAGAA
Messenger RNA from Musa acuminata AAA Group (dessert banana), 849 nucleotides. RefSeq names its product FLUCTUATING-LIGHT-ACCLIMATION protein 1, chloroplastic. The record is from RefSeq and is a predicted model, not a curated record. Lineage: Eukaryota; Viridiplantae; Streptophyta; Magnoliopsida; Zingiberales; Musaceae. The transcript has 3 exons. Bases 169 to 699 code for a protein of 176 amino acids.